AUGUCGAAAGAAGAGCAAUCUACUGGAACUUACGAAAGAUCAGAUUUUAUUGACGCAACGAAAUUUGGUUUAUAUAGUAUUGCAGAUAUUGUAGGAUCAUAUAUUCCGAUAGUUAGUGAAGUAGUAAAUAUAGUUAAAAAAAUUGAUGAAACAUUUAAAAAAGCUCAAAGAAAUAAAAAUAUUUGUUUAAUUUUAUUGGAAAGAGCUAAAGAUGCAGAAACUGUAAUGAAUAAAAUAUUAAAUUAUAAAGAUGAUUAUGAAGAAUUUUUAAGAAAAGAAGAAAGUUAUAAAUCUUUUCAUAAAUUUAAAAAUUUAUUGAUAAGAAUUAAAGAAUUUGUAGCAGAAGUUUCUGAACUUAAAAGUGCUAGAAUGUUUUUUGAUGCAAAUAAUGUUAAAAAUAUGUAUGAUAGAUUAACUGAUGAAUUUGAAAUAUGUAUGAAAGAGUUACAUUUCGAGAUAAUGAUUUAUUUUGAAAUAAUGAAUGAAAAAAUUGAUGUAAGCAAUCAAGACAUUCAGUAUAUAAAAAAAUUGAUGACUAAAAAUCUUGGAGAUGAAAUACAUGCCCCGCAUAUUGAUCCAUCUGAAUUAUCAGAACAAUCUCAUGAACGUCGUGGUAAAAAUCUUAAAAUUGUAAAAAAAUUUUACAAACAAACAUGUGAAGUCGCUUGUAAACCAAUUAAAGAUUUUGAGAAAUUUCAGACGGAGUUAAUGAUUCUUGGAAAAUUAAAUAAUUUUCCAAACAUCCUUAUUUUUUAUGGUCUUUCAAAAAUCGAUAAUCACGAUGUUAUGAUUUUAGAAUGGGCAACUUAUGGAACUUUAAGAGAGUUAUACGACAAAUAUGAUAUUACUUGGCGUAGAAAAGUACAAAUUGUACUUGAUAUUUGUCGCGGCCUCACAUUUUUACAUAAAGUAAACAUUGUUCACCAUGACGUUAGAUGCGAUAACGUUCUGAUAAAUAGAGAUUUGGUUCCAAAAAUUACUAACUUUAGAUUCGCUCGUAUGACGACCGCAAAUAUUACUAUGGAUCUUUCUGAACAAUUGAAUAAUGUUGUUCGUUGGAUGGCUCCUGAACAAAUUGAGAGAUACCAAAAUAAUGAUAAAAAAGCUGGAUAUACCAUUCAAGCCGAGAUUUUUAGUUUUGGGAUGCUUAUUUGGGAACUUUGCUAUGAAACAAAACCUUACAAAGACAAGAAUUUCAUGGAAAUAUCAAAUCACGUGUUAAAAGGCAAAAGAGAAACUCUUAAAUGUGGGAAACUUCUUGAUCAAGAAAUUCAACUUGAAUUUAUUAAAAUUAUUGUUCACGCUUGGCAACAAGACCCUUAUAAUCGAAUACGUUUUGAUGAAUUGUUUUUAAAGUUAAAUGAUUUAUCAGAAAAAUAUCCUAUCCCACCUGGUGUUCGAGGGCUUUUGAACGACAAGACUUUGGAUUUGGAUGGAUCUAGAGAAUCAGAAAAUAAAAAAUUAAUGCCUCCAGAUCCUGAUGAACUUUUAAUCGAUUUGGAUACACCAAUAAAAUCUAUUGUUUCACUUGAAGAAGGUGUUAAACUUCAUCAAGAAAAAGAUUAUCAAAAUGCUUGGAAAUAUUUUUCUGUAAAUGCUGAAGUUGGUGAUCAUCGAGCAAAAUAUUGGCAAGGUUAUUAUUAUGAACAAGGUUAUUUUGUUAAAGAGGAUAAAACUCGUGCAAAUCAACUUUACAAAGAAGCUGCUGAUUAUGGUGUUGCUGAUGCUCAAUAUCGGUAUGCUUGUUCUUUAUAUAAAAAAGAAAAUCUUGAUCAUAGUGAAUUUUUGCGUUAUUUAAAUAUGGCUGCUGAGAAUGGCCAUGCUUUAGCUAGUUAUUAUUUGGGUAAAAUUUAUUUAAAUGGUGAAUGUGGUGUUAAAAUGGAUAAGCAAUUUGGGUUGAAAUAUUUGAGAUCUGCGGCAUUAAAUGAUAAUAAGCAAGCAAUUGAUUUUCCGGAUGAACAGUACGCGUUGGCUCAAACCACUAAACAAUCCCCUUAUUUAGAAUCUGUCCAUGAGAAAACCGUAUCUUUAUCUUCAAAGUCUCAUCAAAUGGUGUCUUCAGUACAAGGAACUUUUUUAAAGUUUCUUGUACAAAUUAGUAAAGCUACAAGAGUGCUGGAGAUUGGAACUUUCACUGGUUAUUCGGCGUUGUUCAUGGCCGAAGGUCUAAAAGAGCGAGGAUUAGAAGCAAAGGUAGUCACGUUGGAAAAGGACAUAGAUCAUUUUAAAGUGGCAAAAGAGAACAUAGAAUCUUCAGGACUUGGACACUUGAUUGAGAUGAAACUUGGCAAUGCAAUUGAUACACUUUCAAAUUUAGAUAAUUCGGUACAAUACGACCUGAUAUUUAUUGAUGCUGAUAAGGGCAAUUAUAUCAAUUAUUACAAUACUGUUCUUGAACGAAAUCUUCUUUCUGAUGAUGGAAUUAUCGUCGCUGAUAAUGGUUUGAUUCAUUUUUCAUUUCGUGUGUGUUAA
Dentiscutata heterogama is the source of this 2472-nucleotide messenger RNA. The record is from the annotation of a GenBank genome assembly. NCBI's taxonomy places the organism in Eukaryota, Fungi, Glomeromycota, Glomeromycetes, Diversisporales, Gigasporaceae.